AUGGCGCCCCCCAACGUCGACAGCAUGUUCACGCUCAAGGUAGACAACGUCCCCUUCCAGAUCGGGAGCGAUGAGCUGCGCGACCUCUUUUCCAAGUACGGAGAGAUCGGAGACGUGUACAUUCCACGUUCACGUGGCUCGAACGAAUCGCGUGGUUUCGCUUUCGUACGUUUUGUCGAAAAGCGCGACGCUGAAGAUGCGAUUGACGCCAUGGAAGGGCAGGAGUUCCAGGGCCGUGACCUACGCGUGCAGUUCGCCAAACAGCGUCGACCUGAUAACCCGAGGGAGUUCUACUCGCGUGGAAACAGUGGAGAACGCUAUGGCGGCAGCGAUCGCUACGGUGGAGGUGACAGAGGAGGCGGUAGCGAUCGCUAUGGCGAAGACCGCGGCCGCAGCAGCCGGCACGACGACCGCAGGGAUGACCGCAGGGAUGACCGCCGCCACGACGACCGCCGAGACGACCGCCAUCGACGUCGCUCGCGCUCGCGCUCCCCGGACCGCCGUGAUCGUGAUCGCCCUAGUGCUGGGCGCGACCGGAGCCGCAGCCGCUCCCCCCGCCCGCGUAGUCGUUCGCCACGACGCUCGAGUGUUUCGCCACCUCGUCGUGACUAG
This is a messenger RNA of Hyaloperonospora brassicae, 612 nucleotides long. The record is from the annotation of a GenBank genome assembly. NCBI's taxonomy places the organism in Eukaryota, Oomycota, Peronosporomycetes, Peronosporales, Peronosporaceae.